Molecule: messenger RNA, 1234 nt
Organism: Telopea speciosissima
Lineage: Eukaryota; Viridiplantae; Streptophyta; Magnoliopsida; Proteales; Proteaceae
Product: 60S ribosomal protein L3-2
Exons: 5
Coding region: 26-1195 (389 amino acids)
Biological process (GO): ribosomal large subunit assembly; translation
Cellular component (GO): ribosome; cytosolic large ribosomal subunit
Molecular function (GO): structural constituent of ribosome; RNA binding
Source: RefSeq, a predicted model, not a curated record
UGUUUGAUUAGAAGAGGAAAGAAGAAUGUCUCAUCGCAAGUUUGAGCACCCAAGGCAUGGCUCUUUAGGGUUUCUUCCUAGAAAAAGGGCCUCUCGUCAUAGAGGAAAAGUGAAGUCUUUUCCGAGGGAUGAUCCAAUAAAGCCUUGCAAAUUCACAGCUUUUCUGGGAUACAAAGCCGGGAUGACGCAUAUUGUCAGAGAUGUUGAUAAACCUGGAUCAAAGCUCCACAAGAAGGAAACAUGUGAAGCUGUAACAGUGAUAGAAACACCCCCAAUGAUUGUCGUCGGAGUUGUUGGUUAUGUUAAGACACCUCGAGGUCUUCGUUCUCUGAACACUGUUUGGGCUCAGCAUCUUAAUGAGGAGGUGAAGAGGCGAUUCUAUAAAAACUGGUGCAAGUCAAAGAAGAAGGCAUUCACCAAGUACUCAAAGAAGUAUGAAACUGAAGAUGGGAAGAAGGAUAUCCAGGCUCAGUUGGAGAAAAUGAAGAAAUAUUGUUCUGUCAUUCGAGUUUUAGCUCAUACCCAGAUUAGAAAAAUGAAGGGGCUGAAGCAGAAGAAAGCUCACCUUAUGGAGAUCCAGGUGAAUGGUGGGGAUGCUGCCCAAAAGGUUGAUUUUGCAUACAGCUUCUUUGAGAAGCAGAUCCCUGUUGAUGCUGUAUUCCAAGAGGAUGAGAUGAUUGAUGUCAUUGGAGUGACCAAAGGUAAAGGAUAUGAGGGUGUUGUGACUCGAUGGGGUGUUACCCGCCUCCCUCGCAAGACACAUCGAGGCCUGCGCAAAGUGGCUUGUAUUGGUGCCUGGCAUCCAGCUAGGGUCUCAUUCACUGUUGCCAGGGCGGGGCAAAAUGGGUACCAUCAUCGUACAGAGAUGAACAAGAAGAUUUACAAGCUUGGAAAGGUGGGGGAAGAAUCUCACACUGCCAUUACUGAGUUUGACAGGACUGAAAAGGACAUAACUCCAAUAGGAGGCUUCCCCCAUUAUGGAAUUGUGAAAGAUGAUUACGUGCUGUUAAAGGGUUGCUGUGUUGGCCCAAAGAAGCGUGUUGUGACACUGAGACAGUCACUCGUGAAGCAAACAUCUAGGCUUGCCAUGGAGGAGAUUAAACUGAAGUUCAUAGACACUUCGUCCAAGUUUGGCCACGGACGAUUCCAGACUACACAGGAGAAGGCAAAAUUCUAUGGUCGUCUCAAGGCUUAAAAACUACACUGAUGUUUUUCUAGAGUUUGUGUCUGUUUU